AUGUACCACAAAUCUUUCACCAAUGCGGCCAUAUUCUCGGGCUUAGCCCUAGUCUAUGCUCAGGACCUGGCCGCUCUCCCAGAGUGUGCUCGAGAUGCCAUCACCCAAGCCCUGGGCACAACGGGAUGCUCUCUCGCUGACACCGCUUGUAUCUGUGCCUCUCCAGCAUUUACUAGUAUUGGUACAAACAUUGCCUCGGUCUGUAGUGCUGAGGAUGUGAAUGCUGCUAUCGCAGCCGGACAGUCAAUCUGCGCGACAGCACCUGCUUCAAGCAGCAGCAGUGCGCCUCCAGAAGAGCCGACGCCAGAUCCCUAUCCGUCAGGAGAAGAUGGGUCGCAGACCGCAUCCACUACGACUGCUCCUGGAACUGUAACCUCGACAACCGUCCUUACAGAUACCACUCUGGCAAUCGAUACGUCGGCAAUCACAUCCAUCUCGACCAUCUCUUCCAACAAUACUCACACCGGGCCUCUCACCACCACCGGUACAAUUACCCUGCACUCCAGUACUGGCACGCCAACGGGAACUGGAAGUCCAUGGCAAUCAACUUUCAACGGCAUGGGUGCGACUGAUAAGGCACAAGGACUCUUUGCAGGUGCAGUUGGUGUCAUUGGUGCCAUUGCUUUGCUCUAG
Molecule: messenger RNA, 633 nt
Organism: Exophiala aquamarina CBS 119918
Lineage: Eukaryota; Fungi; Ascomycota; Eurotiomycetes; Chaetothyriales; Herpotrichiellaceae
Exons: 3
Coding region: 1-633 (210 amino acids)
Source: RefSeq, a predicted model, not a curated record